Molecule: messenger RNA, 600 nt
Organism: Pseudomassariella vexata
Lineage: Eukaryota; Fungi; Ascomycota; Sordariomycetes; Amphisphaeriales; Pseudomassariaceae
Product: Ser-Thr-rich glycosyl-phosphatidyl-inositol-anchored membrane family-domain-containing protein
Exons: 2
Source: RefSeq, a predicted model, not a curated record
AUGCAAUUCCUGUCAUACCUCGCCCUCGCGGCGCCCAUCGUGUCGGCGAUUCAGUUCACAUCACCCACCAUCAACUCGACGCUCGUCAAGGGCGCCGAGUACGACGUGACGUGGUCGACAGUUGACACGGACCCCACGGCUUUCAGCAUCUACCUGGUCAACUUUGUGAACUGGCCGCCGUUCUACCAGCAGGUGGCUGCCGACGUCGACACGUCACUUGGAGAGUACUCCAUUACGGUGCCGUGCGGAGUUGAUACUUCCUACGGCUUCCAACUCAACGCCAUCAACGGCACCAACGUCUAUGUCAUCUACGCGCAGACCGGCAAGUUCUCGGUCGCGCCUGGCAGUGCCCCUUGUGUUGAUACCUCCAGCACCGCCACGGUUUGCGCCGCCGCAUCCACCGUGACGGUUCUGGUGCCCCAGACGGGCUACGCUAACGGCACCGCCGUCGUCACCGCCGCCCCCCAGCCCACCAAGAAUGUCGGCCGGGAUGUGAGUGCGACCUGCCCCGAGACCAUAGGAUGGGGCUCAUCAGGCUACAGUAGUCCCGUUACCCUGACCAGCGUGCCACACCCCCCGACCGCCACGCCGACUAAAGCU